GCCACAAAAUGAUAUAUAAAAUGGUGCCACUAUGUUUCCGGCAGCAUAUGCUCUCUAUCCCAUAAGGCCUAAGCCACACACACACAUCAUUUCUCUUUUUUCUCUUGGGAAGCUGGAAUUUUAAUUCUUGAAAUUUAGUUUCUGCACUGAUUCAGUUCCAUGGCGCUUAAUUUGCUUUCUCCAGCUGAACUCAAAUCCGUUUCUUUCUUAGAUUCCACCAGGUCCAGUCAGCUCCCCAAGCUUCCAGGCAGUUUCAGUUUGAAAAGGAAGGAAUUUGGAAGGAAAGUGCAGUGUUCAGCACAGGCACCACCACCAGCCUGGCCAGGAAGAGCAGUUGCAGAGCCAGGCCGUAAAACUUGGGAUGGUCCUAAGCCUAUUUCAAUAGUUGGAUCCACUGGCUCUAUUGGUACUCAGACGUUGGAUAUUGUGGCUGAGAAUCCAGAUAAAUUCAGAGUUGUAGCACUUGCUGCUGGUUCCAAUGUUACUCUUCUUGCUGAUCAGGUUAAGACUUUCAAACCUCAGCUUGUUUCUGUUAGAGAUGAGUCAUUAGUUGAUGAGCUUAAAGAGGCUUUAGCUGAUGUUGAUGAAAAGCCUGAGAUUAUUCCUGGAGAGCAAGGAAUUGUUGAGGUUGCUCGCCAUCCAGAUGCUGUCAGUGUAGUUACUGGAAUUGUAGGUUGUGCAGGCUUGAAGCCUACUGUUGCUGCAAUAGAAGCUGGUAAAGACAUAUGCUUGGCCAAUAAAGAGACUUUAAUUGCUGGAGGUCCUUUUGUCCUCCCUCUUGCUCACAAAUAUAAUGUAAAAAUUCUUCCAGCUGAUUCCGAACAUUCUGCCAUAUUUCAGUGCAUUCAGGGGCUGCCUGAGGGUGCACUGCGGCGCAUUAUUUUAACUGCCUCUGGUGGUGCUUUCAGGGAUUGGCCUGUUGAGAAAUUGAAAGAUGUUAAAGUAGCUGAUGCUUUAAAGCAUCCGAAUUGGAAUAUGGGGAAAAAGAUUACUGUAGACUCUGCUACCCUUUUCAAUAAGGGACUAGAAGUAAUUGAAGCCCAUUAUUUGUUUGGAGCUGACUAUGAUAACAUUGAGAUAGUAAUUCAUCCUCAAUCCAUUAUACAUUCAAUGGUGGAAACAGAGGAUUCAUCUGUUCUUGCACAGUUGGGGUGGCCUGAUAUGCGUAUUCCAAUUCUAUACACCAUGUCAUGGCCUGACAGAAUUUACUGCUCUGAGAUAACCUGGCCUCGCCUUGAUCUUUGCAAGCUUGGGUCUUUAACAUUUAAAGCUCCUGACAAUGUAAAAUACCCAUCUAUGGAGCUUGCCUAUGCAGCUGGACGGGCUGGAGGCACCAUGACAGGAGUCCUCAGUGCUGCUAACGAGAAAGCUGUAGAGAUGUUCAUCGAUGAACAGAUCAGCUACCUUGACAUUUUCAAGAUUGUGGAGCUAACAUGCGACAAGCAUCGGGCAGAAUUGGUGACUUCACCCUCUCUUGAAGAAAUUAUUCACUAUGACUUGUGGGCGCGAGAAUAUGCCGCCAGUUUGCAGCCCUCUUCUGGUCUAAGUCCUGUUCUCGCAUGAUUGACAGCUUGGCCGUGCCAUGGUAGUACUAUGUGGGGGAUAAUUUUGUACUCUAGCCAUAAAACUGCUUGCCUUGCUGGGUUUUUUGUGGGGGAUUGGGCUAGUAUGUCAAACACAUUGUCAAGACAGGCAACCAAAAUGUAUGUGUUCCCCCUUCCAUGCAUAAUGAUUGUGCAAUUGCUGUCUUUACUCUUGAAGAAAGUUGAAGUGAAAUUAGUUUUCAAAGUCACUAAGGGGAAGAGUCGAUUAGGAAAAAAGAAAAGAAAAUGAAAUUGCAUUUUGUAUACAAGAAAUAAAAUUUCAUUUGCUUUCACUUUUCAA
Ricinus communis (castor bean) is the source of this 1884-nucleotide messenger RNA. RefSeq names its product 1-deoxy-D-xylulose 5-phosphate reductoisomerase, chloroplastic. The transcript has 12 exons. The coding region runs from base 160 to 1563 and encodes 467 amino acids. Gene Ontology annotation, molecular function: protein binding; 1-deoxy-D-xylulose-5-phosphate reductoisomerase activity; NADPH binding. The record is from RefSeq and is a predicted model, not a curated record. NCBI's taxonomy places the organism in Eukaryota, Viridiplantae, Streptophyta, Magnoliopsida, Malpighiales, Euphorbiaceae. Gene Ontology annotation, biological process: isoprenoid biosynthetic process.